Messenger RNA from Sinocyclocheilus rhinocerous, 5297 nucleotides. It is a transcript of the gene vcanb, whose product is annotated as versican b. Lineage: Eukaryota; Metazoa; Chordata; Actinopteri; Cypriniformes; Cyprinidae. The record is from RefSeq and is a predicted model, not a curated record. Gene Ontology annotation, molecular function: calcium ion binding; hyaluronic acid binding. Gene Ontology annotation, biological process: positive regulation of neuroblast proliferation; central nervous system development; glial cell differentiation. The coding region runs from base 131 to 4648 and encodes 1505 amino acids. Gene Ontology annotation, cellular component: synapse; perineuronal net. The transcript has 16 exons.
CACCAAGGGAAGAAAGAGCACCUAGGUCUGCUGCUGGGUUUUGGAGCAUCAGAAAUAUUUGCACUUUUUGUGAAGGAUUGCAUUUCGAGAAUCAGGAAUAGCCAAGAUUGUCUACAGGAAAAGAACUGAGAUGUUUUUGGACGUUAAGCACAUCCUCUGGUUGGUCUGUGUCUGCAGCGCUGCUGUAACCAAAGAUGACUCUGCUCGUAGGAUGAAGGUGGAGAGGAGUUCUCCGGUGCAAGGCUCGCUGGCGGAGCAGGUGGUCCUGCCCUGCCAUUUCUCCAUCCUCCCACCUCCUACCGGCAGCACCAGCACCUCCACCACUGCAGCUGCGGCCAUGGCCUCCAGCACCCACCUGGACCAUCUCCGCAUCAAGUGGACUAAACUCGUGGGCGAUGAGGAAAUCGUAGUGAUAGUGACCCAGAAUGGGUUCCUCAAGAUUGGGCCGGAGUUUAAAGGCAGGGUAUCAGUUCCCAGCCACCCCGAGGACGAGGGCGACGCGUCUCUGACCAUAGUAAGGCUCAGGGCCAGUGAUGCGGGUGUUUACCGCUGCGAGGUCAUGCACGGCAUUGAAGACACUCAAGAGUCCGUCUCCCUGAAUGUCAAUGGUGUUGUGUUUCAUUACCGUGCCAACACCAGUCGCUACACUCUAGAUUUCCAGCACGCCAAGCAGGCCUGCACUGAUGUGGACGCGACCAUCGCCACCGCAGAGCAGCUUCAUUCAGCCUACGAGGACGGAUUCGACCAGUGCGAUGCCGGAUGGCUGGCCGACCAAACCGUCAGAUACCCCAUAACAAUGCCACGUGAAGGUUGCCAUGGCGAUAUGAUAAUGAGGCCAGGAGUCAGAUCAUACGGACUCCGAAAUUCCUCCGAAACGUAUGAUGUGUACUGCUAUGCAGGAAAACUACAGGGCAAGGUGUUUUUCGCUGGUGCUGAGAUGACUCUAGAUGAGGCCAGGGAGGAGUGCGAGAGACGGGAUGCAGUUUUAGCGUCUCCAGGUCACCUGCAUGCAGCCUGGAGGACCGGCUUGGACCGCUGUGACUUCGGCUGGCUGUCUGACGGCAGCGCUCGCUACCCCAUCUCUGUACCCAGAAUGCAGUGCGGCAGAGGACAGCUGGGUGUGAGGACUAUGUACCGCUUCCUCAAUCAGACCGGAUUUCCUUUACCGAGCGAGAAGCUGGGAGCUUUCUGUUUCAAAGGAUGGGAUCCCACAACUGUACCCACAGCUGGACCUACAACACCUCCAGUUCUCUCAGACACCCAUCAAAUCUCUUCUCUUAAAGCAAUCUCUUCUAUGCCAGCCCAUGGCACCACAGAAGAUUCACCAUCCAUGUUCUCUGCGAGCAUGGCUCCACGCGACAGAGGCUCUCCUGAAGUGCAUCCCUCUGCUAAAGCCAUUGUUGUUGUACCAACUGAAGCUAAGAUAAUUUCGGAGAUGGAAACCACAACCACAUUUAAUGACUAUGGCAGCUCUUUGGACAAAGACAGCUCCUUGGUGCAAGGGAUACCCCAUGAUGGUAUGCCCCAUUAUUCAGAUUCCUUCUUAUUUUUCCAGCUACCCCGUCAGCCCGACACAGAGAACAUGCAUCCUGGGUUGGAUACUCCGCAUGGGGAAUCCAGUGGUGCGGAAGGUAGCAGCAGGUCUGACACGGAUACUCCUGAGAGUGUGAUUCCUGCUUCACCUGUGUUUGUUAUAGACUCGCAAGGAGAUCCAGACAAGCCACAAAUUGUGUACAAAGAUAAUAAAACCACAGCAAACAUGACUGAAGAAAGUCUGGACUUGUCCACUUUGAAAAGCUCACUUUUAAGUGAAGAGAACUUGCAAGGCCAGCAGAACGAAACCACAAAGGACGUCAACUUUCCAAUGGGCAUCAAUUUGUUCAUAUACAACAUUAACAACAUUACGCAGAGAAAUCAAUCAGGUGAUGCUUUUGAUACUGUGGGAGUUGAUGCUAUUCUGAAAUUCCUUGGAGAACCAGGGCUCUCUAAUCCACUUCUAACAUCUGUUGAAAGUGAGCCACCUUUGGGCAGUGGAGACAUUACAGGUGAAACAUAUCCAUCAGCUUCUGUUACCAUCACCCCAAAAGUGAGUUUCAUUAACGGAAAGCACGAGCUGACUCUGAAACCGGACACUGACCAAACUCAGGAGGCUAGAGGAGACCAGUUUGACACUGCUAUCCCACCAACAGAAGAAACCAUCCCUGAUGAUAUGAUAGAAAUACUUACAGAGGAGGCUGAAGGCACCACAUCUUCCCCUGAGACAGAUGAAUCUGACUCACCGACCAGAAGCCCAAUUGAGCCCCAUUUCACAACAAAGAGCCUGGAAAGUAUAACCAAGACAGAGUUGCCCACAUUUGCAACCAAAUCCUCAAGCCAGGAGAUGACCCCACAAGCCAUAUCAUUUACCAUGCACGAAGAAGGUUCAGGGAUGCACACAACAGAUGAUGAAGAGGAAUUGACCCCCUUGGAAGGUUCUGCGGAUGACACACUUCCAACAACUAAUGACCUAUAUGUGGUGGCUACCGACGAGACUGAAAUAGCUGAAACAGAGAAGACUACACUGGCAUUUGGGGUGGACUGCAGUACCAAAGGACCAAUUGUUACAACUCCAGAAUCCAGCACUGUCGAAAUGAAGAGAACCGAGAACACAGAAACAAAACCAGAAACAGAAGAUUUUGAGGGCUCAACCUCCACUGAAGACGAGGGCUCGGGGCAAGAUAUAUAUGCAACAGAAGAAUCAAAACAACCAACUUUAUCUCCAUCUUUCACUGUUUCAUCUCACAGCUUUACAAGUUCCUUAACAACUACUCAUCCCAAAGAGCCUAGGCAACCUGUUAGUUUGGCUUUGCCCAGUACAGAUCCUACGAUUCAGGUGGUUUCAACUUUUCAAACUGAGGCAAUCCCAGAAGAAAGCACUCCUAACAUUACACACUCUGAGAAAGACCAAAACAGAAGUACAGUUAAGAAUCCUUUAUUGGUGCCCGAGAUUGAAAAAGACGUAAGUGCAAUCUUCACCAUCUCUGAGGACAUCGGCUCUGGUGAUCAGCUAACUGAAGCAUUCUCUAAACAACCUUUCACUGCAACUACUGUUCCAUCCCUUCUCAUUAAACAAACUGAAGAAAUGAGUGUUGAUGCACAUGAUGAAACAACUAAAGUAUUUGAAGGUUCUGCAGAAGACACAACACCACUGAUUUUCACUAAUGUCCAAACUCAAAAAAAAUUCACAACCCAAAGUUCAGAGACCACCAUUCUGCCCACUGAUAGUCUUAGAGCAGUAAUGUCUUCCUCCCAAGAAACUGUUCUAAUCAAAAAAUCACCAUCAGAAGAGACAACCACCUCAGUGCAGUCAUCAGAGACUUCAGAGGAGACAACGCAAGAAAUAUCACUUUCUACAUUUGGAUUCCCAACGGAGAAGCCUCUCACCUCAUUUACCCAAGUUUCCAGUUAUCCCACCACCAGUGUUGUUACCAACUUAAAUGUGAAAGAGCCAGUUCAGGUCUUGGAUAGGGGAACUACUUCUGCUACAGAAGACGUUUUCACCACCCCCAAAGCCACAAGUACUGUGAUAUUUGAAGAGAAUGUUGUAGAUUUUGAAGAUGUGGCGGGUCCCUCAAUUGUUCAAAGACAACCAUCACCCAGAGAAGAGUUCACCACAAGAAAACCAGAAGUCUGGACAGAUUCCAGCUACACUGUUGAGAGCCAUAUGGAGGUUUUGCAAGGUCUCACACUUUGCUCUGUCAGUGUGUGUGAAAAUGGCGGAACUUGCUAUUCUAAUGGAAAAGGAAACAUAUGUGUCUGCAUUCCUGGAUUCAGUGGGGAACAUUGUGAAAAUGAAAUUGACGAAUGCCAGUCAAACCCUUGUCGCAAUGGUGGUACAUGCAUUGACGGGUUAAACGCUUUCAGUUGUGUCUGUCUGCCCAGCUAUUCAGGAGCCCUCUGUGAGCAAGAUACGGAGGUUUGUGACUUUGGCUGGCACAAGUUUCAGAGCCACUGCUAUAAGUACUUCACACACCGGCGGACAUGGGAAGCAGCGGAAAGAGAGUGUCGUCUGCAGGGCGGUCACCUCACCAGCGUCCUGUCCCAUGAAGAGCAGCUCUUUGUUAACCGUUUGGGGCAUGACUAUCAGUGGAUUGGACUGAAUGAUAAAAUGUUUGACAGUGAUUUCCGCUGGACUGAUGGACACCCUAUGCAAUUUGAGAACUGGAGAGUGGGUCAGCCGGACAGCUUCUUCUCCACGGGCGAGGACUGCGUGGUGAUGAUCUGGCAUGAGAACGGUCAGUGGAACGACGUGCCGUGCAAUUACCACCUGACCUUCACCUGCAAGAAGGGCACAGUGUCCUGCGGUCAGCCUCCUGUCAUAAAGGACGCCCAUAUCUAUGGCAGCAUGAAGCCGCGCUAUGAGAUCAACUCUCUGGUCAGGUACCACUGCAAGGACGGCUUCAUCCAAAGACACGUUCCCACUAUCAGAUGCCGAGAAGACGGCCACUGGGACAAGCCCAAAAUCACAUGCUUGAAUCCAUCUACCUACCAGAUGUAUGCACUCAAAUAUCAAAACAACAACUAUUACAACAACAGUAAGAGACACUACAGUGAGUCGACGCAGUACCGUCAUCGCUGGUCAAAAACAGCAGAUGAUUCCACACACUGAUCACCAUCUCCAGAGCUACAGAUGCUUCACAUCUACAGAGAAAGUCUUUUGUCUAAAAGGCCGAAGCAAACCAUGUGCCUGAUGAAUGUUUUAGAGCCGAGAAGUGAAUUAUUACCCUGAGGGACUGCAAAAAACACCAUCACCCACCCACUGAGAGUGUACUUUGACUAUGCAACAGUCUACAUUGCAUAUUGUAAUAAUGUCUUAAUGUUUUGACAUGGGGGUUUCUGGUUGAAAUGUAUAUAGUAGAGAUAAUGAACAAGUAAAAAGAGCUGUGAAAGGUGACUGUUAUUUUUGUAUUUUUUUAUUCAUCCGUAACUUUUGCUUACGAAGAACUGGACUUCCUGUUCUCUCUGGCUUAAUAAGAGAGCACUAUGGUACGAGCAGAAUAUAAACAGAACAGUUACAGUACUCAAGAGUAAAAGAACAAUAGGCAUUAUUUUGUUUCACAUUGUGGUGAGGGGGGUUCAAAAGGGAUGUCACGGGGCUGGAGGACAAACAAUGCUGAAAGGACUGCAACUCAUGACUGGAAAACAAAUCUUCAACAUCGUCUUCCUCUGCAGCAUCCUCACUAGUUGUGAGGAUUACUCAGAUAACCAUUGUAGGUUACACUCUCAUAAUCAUAUUCUCAUAUGGCAUCAAAAUACAU